Molecule: messenger RNA, 876 nt
Organism: Penicilliopsis zonata CBS 506.65
Lineage: Eukaryota; Fungi; Ascomycota; Eurotiomycetes; Eurotiales; Aspergillaceae
Exons: 1
Coding region: 439-720 (93 amino acids)
Source: RefSeq, a predicted model, not a curated record
CCCCCAGUCUUCUUCAGAGAUAGACAGUCUGAUUAACUAGGUUGGGACCAAUAUGAAUGCUGUGUGGCUGAUGAAGUUGCCGUUUCAUGACACACCACCAGAGAACAGGGUAGAUGGGAUUCUGAAACACAUAUUAGCACUGCAGUAAUGAAAAUGAGGUGUGGGCAUCUAUAUGUAGUACAGUUGGAGUACAUGUGAUAUACUCGAUAGACUUGAAUCAAAGACUCGAUGGACUAAUCUCAAAUUUCAUAUUUCAUCUCACCUGUGGUGUAGCUUCUGGUACUCUCAUAUAGAGAGUUGAUAAAACUCUCUAUCAGAUCUCUGCCGACAUCAGGUAUCGUAUGAUGCUAACCUUGCCGUUAUUUUUAGUAACCAACAGGUCUAGGACCAGAAACCUUCCUUUCUCAGCCCUUUCCUAAGAACUCGUAGUCAGCAAAGAUGGACAGCUGUAACGGAUGUUUUAGAGCGUUUGCCAAAGGACAUCAUCUCCAACAGUACAGCAUAGAUCGAUUGGUCGAUCCAGUCGGACGUUUUCUCUUUUUUUUCUCGCUUCUUGGAGUAUCCUUAUUCCCUAUCCGGGUCGACGUCCGUACUCUGCCCGCCAGCGAGUCCUUUCAGCUGGCCAUUCAGCUGUUCCUUCAGGGGGUUCGAGUUCAAUGGGACCGAAAAAUGGGCAUUCGUGUCUCACUGUCGGUUAGAGUUCGGUCAAGUCGAAUUUAGUGGCACAAAGGGAUGGUUUCACUUAGUUGCCUAGGUAAAAGGUCAGGUAGCUAGUUAAUCAGAUUGGACCUUCAACAUUGCCUAGGUAACUGACUGCCUAACACCACGACAGUAUCCGUACUCCGUACUGGGUACGUACCACGGAGUAGAUUCCUG